GUUACUUCUUAUAUAUUGUUUUCUUUAGUAUCAGAAGCAUUGACUCAUCAGGUAAGUCUCUCCACUACCAUCGUCCAUAUGGAACACCUCAAACCAUCGCCGGCGAACUCCUCUCCUCUAACCCCACUCGGCUUCUUGGAAAGGGCUGCCACCGUCUAUGGCGAUUGCCUAUCUAUCAUCUACAACACCACCUCUUACACCUGGUCUCACACUCACCGCCGUUGUCUCCAGCUCGCCUCCUGUCUCUCCUCCCUCGGCAUCAAACCCGGCCAAGUCGUCUCCGUCCUCGCUCCCAACAUCCCCGCCAUGUACGAGCUUCAUUUCGCUGUUCCCAUGGCCGGCGCUAUCCUCAACAGCAUCAACACUCGUCUUGACGCCCGUACUGUCUCUAUCCUCCUCCGUCACAGCGAAUCAAAGCUUCUGUUUGUUGACUACUUCUCCAAGUCCUUAGUUCUUGAAGCCAUCUCUCUGUUUCCAGGAAGCGUAAAACCUCCAGUUCUUGUCCUUAUCACUGACGAUGAGGUCUCAGAACCACUCAAUGCAUCACUGGCCGUUGACUUCAUCGACACUUAUGAGGGGUUGGUUGGAAAAGGUGAUCCUGACUUCAAGUGGAUCCGACCAAAAAGUGAAUGGGAUCCGAUAGUGUUAAACUACACUUCGGGUACGACGUCGUCUCCUAAAGGAGUAGUUCAUUGCCACAGGGGCUGUUUUGUCAUCGCCGUUGACUCUCUGGUUGACUGGUCUGUACCAAAGCAACCGGUGUUCCUUUGGACCCUGCCCAUGUUUCACGCCAAUGGCUGGAGCUACCCAUGGGGCAUGGCAGCCGUGGGUGGGAUCAAUAUCUGUGUUCGAAAAUUUGAUGCACCCACUAUAUACCGUUUGAUCAGGGAACAUAGUGUCACUCACAUGUGUGGUGCACCUGUAGUGCUCAACAUGCUAUCAAAUUCCCUGGCCGACAAUCAAACUAAACUGGAAAACCCAGUGCACAUCCUCACCGCGGGAGCUCCACCACCGGCUUCUAUACUCUCCCGGACGGAAUCGUUGGGGUUCAUAGUGAGUCACGGUUAUGGGUUGACGGAAACCGGUGGAAUCGUUGUCUCAUGCGCUUGGAAACCACAGUGGAAUCUUUUCCCUGCAACAGAGAGAGCGAGGCUAAAAGCAAGGCAAGGAGUGAGAACCAUCGGAAUGACAGAGGUGGACGUGGUAGAUCCAGAGUCAGGAGUAAGCGUGAAAAGAGAUGGGUCAUCGCUAGGUGAAAUUGUGUUGAGAGGUGGGUGCCUCAUGUUGGGUUAUUUCAAAGACCCAGUUAGCACCUCAAAGUGUGUGACAGAGAAGGGUUGGUUCUACACCGGAGAUGUGGGAGUAAUGCACCCAGAUGGUUACUUAGAGAUAAAGGAUCGAUCCAAGGAUGUGAUCAUUAGUGGUGGAGAGAAUUUGAGCAGCGUGGAGGUGGAGUCUGUGCUAUACACGAACCCAAUGAUCAACGAGGCGGCAGUUGUGGCUAGACCAGAUGAGUUCUGGGGUGAGACACCGUGUGCAUUUGUGAGUUUGAAGAAGAAUAAUGGUGAUGCGAGUAAUCAGGAGGCAGCAACAGAGAAGUACAUAAUUGAAUAUUGCAGGGCUAGAUUGCCACAUUACAUGGUACCUAAAACGGUGGUGGUGAAGAAAGAGCUACCAAAGACGUCGACCGGGAAGAUUAAGAAGUAUGAGCUAAGGGAAAUGGCGAAGGCCAUGGGGUCGUCAAGAAUCAGUCGCUUGUGAAGCUGCACGUGAUGGGGUGAGUACUGAGUUCACUUUGGGAAUUAGCUGAGUUGAUGUCUGCCUGCCCUAGCUCUUUCGAAUGGUAAUGGUAUGGUAACUUGGAGAGUAUAUUAAUGGGAUUUGUCUUGUUAUUUUCUUGUAAAAUAGGCUUUGAACUUGUUACUUUUUUAAA
Molecule: messenger RNA, 1933 nt
Organism: Hevea brasiliensis (rubber tree)
Lineage: Eukaryota; Viridiplantae; Streptophyta; Magnoliopsida; Malpighiales; Euphorbiaceae
Product: 2-methylpropanoate--CoA ligase CCL4
Exons: 1
Coding region: 79-1761 (560 amino acids)
Source: RefSeq, a predicted model, not a curated record